Lasiodiplodia theobromae is the source of this 1350-nucleotide messenger RNA. RefSeq names its product CFEM domain-containing protein. The coding region runs from base 1 to 1350 and encodes 449 amino acids. The transcript is spliced from 8 exons. Lineage: Eukaryota; Fungi; Ascomycota; Dothideomycetes; Botryosphaeriales; Botryosphaeriaceae. The record is from RefSeq and is a predicted model, not a curated record.
AUGAAGUUCGCUCUGUGGUUGUCAGCCCUAUUGGCGGCCGUAAUCCCCACAGUCCAUGCUGCCAGCGCUGCCGAACUGCAACAGAUCGUCUCGGUUAUGCCGGCGUGCGGAUUGCUCUGCCUCGAGAAGAACAUCGCCGCAUCGCCAUGCGGCCUGACCGAUACCGAAUGCAGCUGCUCGAACUCAACCCUCAACGCCCAGAUCGAGCUGUGCGUUGUGACGACCUGCAAAGUCAAAGAACAAUUGACAACCAAAAAUGCCACCCAGACGCUCUGUGGCGCGCCGGUACGGGACAGGACUAAAUCCGUCUCUGUUUCCGGUAUCGUUGGCGGCAUCUUUGCAUUGAUUGCCUAUGUCCUCCGCAUGGUGGCUCGGCAUCCCAAAUUCGGCGGCACGCUCGGUUGGGACGAUGCUAUGAUGACCGUCGUCGUCGUUCUCGUCGCGCCGCUGACUUGCCUUUCGGUCGUCCUGGCAAAUCUUGGCCUUGGGAAGGACAUUUGGACAAUCCCUUUUGAUAACAUUACUCAUAUCCUCUACAUCUACUACUUCGACGAGGAUCUGUAUCUCUCCGCACUCCCACUCCUGAAGGUCUCCAUCUUGCUCUUCUACCUGCGAAUCUUUCCUGAAAAGGGCUUUCGCCGGGUCGUGUUCGUCGUCAUCGGGCUCUGCGUUGGUUAUGCCAUAGCCUUCGUCAUGGUCUCCAUCUUCCAAUGUCGUCCGAUCAAGUACGCCUGGCUGCAGUGGGACGAUGAACAUGAAGGAACCUGCAACAACAUCAACGCUCAGGGAUGGUCUAGCGCUGCGCUAAACGUUAUUCUGGACUUGAUCGUCAUCAUCCUUCCAAUGCCUCAGCUAUGGCAACUGCAGCUAAACAAGCGCAAGAAGUUCCUGCUGCUUCUCAUGUUCUCUGUUGGCUUCUUCGUUACCAUCGUCAGCAUUCUCCGCCUUCAGGUCCUAAUCCAGUUCGGUAGCACGCACAACUUGACCUGGGAUUACACACCUGUUGGAUAUUGGUCCACCAUUGAAAUCCAUGUUGGCAUAAUAUGCGCAUGCAUGCCGGCUAUACGUGCGCUGCUGAUGCAAUGGAUGCCCAAGGUCAUGGGCCAAACAACCAAGGACAAGUCCUAUGGCCAAUCCUCAUCAGGAUUCAGCUCCAAGUUUGGCGGCAGCAGCAACAACGCUAUGCCAAAGGGCAGCCAGCUCUCAAACCGACCAAAGGGCGAGGACGACGGCGACUUCAUACCGCUAGUUGACGUCGAGAGUCAGGCGGGCACGUCCGUCCAUGGUGGACCAAGUUUGCCACCCACCAGAGCCGGGCCGCACGCAGCCCAGCCUAGGGAAUUUCAAUGA